UUUGCAUACACACUACGUGUUGGGAAAACUGUGUUUGGUGACUGACUUUUAUUUCUGCCAGACUUACGUGAGAAAAGAGCGAUUCUCUUGGUGUUUACAAUAACACAAAACAGCGUCAGAAGACCUCGUUUAUUUAUUUAUUUUACAAUUUUUUUAAACAACAGCUGCAAAUUAAACUGAGUGUUACAACAUUGACAUGGUUGUAUUAGUUGUUUUUUUUACCGAGAAAUCGAUCAGAAGCGACGUGAAAAUGAUCAGAUCCGCCUCUUUCGCCUCUCUGGCUGUAAUGCGCGCUCCCGACGCAGGGGGAACAGAUUUUCACAGGGGAACCGAAUUUCGCACAAGACCGGGGUUUGGAGUGUGACUGCAGGGAGGACGUUAAAGGAAGGGAGUAUUAAAUUACCGCAGUGAAGUUGGUUUCCAGUUGGAUAUUCAAAAUUAUGCUGAAUUCUGGAAGCUUUUUAUAAUCAUAGUUGUUUUUUGUUGUUGUUGUUGUUUAUUUUAUUUUAUUUAUUUAUUGUUAUGUGUUUCAAGUAAAUUGGCGAGGAAACUUGAACAGGUGAGAAGCGUCUCUGAAAACACGGCGAGAGGGGAGUUAACAUUCUCAGGAAGUAUAUGUUCUUGAUCUCGUCUGUAACGCACUUAACGAGUUGAACAGGAAUUUCGUUUUUCGUUUUUCGCCACCUCUUUAUAUCUAACCAUCCCACUAGUUAGUGUGAGAAGAGACUCAGCUCGGAUGACAGGAACAAAUCUAAAUUCAACUCUGCAAGUGUUUCAAACACUUUGGCAAAUCCCCCUCACUCUUGAAAUCACUAACCUGAGGCCAUCUUGAAACCAUGCGAUCGCGCAAACAAAGCUGGUGCCAGCUGUUUCUGAAGCUCACCGUCGCACUGGGAUUACUGUGGACGCUGUUCCUGGUUCUUGAGAUGCAGUCAUCCUGGCCUAUUGACCUGACCCACAGGAACCACUGGUUGGACUACAGGGAUUAUGACUUUGGGCCUGAGACACUGUGCAACUGCUCAGGACUCCUGGAGGGAAACACAGAGGCGCUGGUGGAAGCCAAACUAUUAACCAUCACAAAAGAGUUCCAGAAACAUAUUCAUAUACCUGAUGAGUACUACAUUAAUGAAACCAAGGACUGCAGGAACUUCAAGUCAAAGAGGAAAUAUAUAACAUUUGCCCUUAGCAAAGAAGAAGAAGACUUUCCUCUGGCUUAUUCUAUAGUUGUUCAUCACAAAGUGCAGAACUUUGAGCGACUGCUACGAGCCAUCUAUGCACCUCAGAACAUUUACUGUAUUCAUGUGGACGAAAAAUCCCAGGCCUCUGUAAAAGCUGCCAUCACCGGCAUCGUUUCCUGUUUCCCCAAUGUCUUCAUGGUCACACAUGCUGUGAAUGUGGUCUAUGCUGGGUGGCCUCGUGUCCAAGCUGACAUCAACUGCAUGGCUGAUCUCUAUAAGUAUAGUACAGAGUGGAAAUACUUCAUCAACCUGUGUGGACAAGACUUCCCUCUAAAGACCAACUUGGAAAUGGUGAGAAUGCUGCGCUCGCUGAAGGGCGGCAACAGCAUGGAGUCCGAAGAUAUGCCUGGAUCGAAGAAGUGGAGGAUAUCACAAGUUCACCAGAUUGUUAAUGGGGCAAUCAAGUCGACAGGAAAGUCGAAGAGUCCGCCUCCCUUCAACUUCCCCAUUAAGUCAGGAAAUGCCUAUAUCGUGGUAACUCGGGGCUACAUCCGGAGUGUUUUGAAAGACACUCGAGUACAAGAUCUUAUCGAGUGGGCCAAAGACACCUACAGUCCUGAUGAGUUCCUGUGGGCGACCAUUCAACGAAUCCCUGGGGUGCCUGGCUCGAAGAGACCCCACACUAAGUACGAUCAAACGGACAUGAAUGCCAUUGCACGACUAGUGAAAUGGUUCUCGCAUGAGGGAUCACAGGAUUCAGCGGUGUAUCCUGCGUGUCAGGGCAGCCACGUAAGGUCAACUUGUGUAUAUGGAGUUGGUGAUUUACAAUGGCUGCUGGAGAACCACCACCUGUUUGCCAAUAAAUUUGACAUGGACACAAAUCCCAUUCCUGUCUUCUGCUUGGAGAGACAUCUCAGACAGAAAGCACUGGCUGAAACAGAAGGUCAAUUUUUUUUUUAAUAGAUGACUUAAAACAAGAAGAUCUACUGGAACAUAUUUAUGGUUGGAUUGUAAAUUUGUAGCUGCAAGGGAUGGGGGGUGUUGGUGUUAAUAUUUUGGAGCAACUGUGGCUCAGAGGUGGGAAUUCAUCCUGUAACCUGUGGGUUGCUGAUUUGUAUUUCAGUCAUGUUCUUCUUCUGCAUUACCUGCUGGUGGUGCUGGUCUGAGUAAGGUGGUGCUGAUUGUAUGCCAGCCAUGCCUUCUAAAUGUUGCGCCCCUCUUAAAUAUUCUUUGAACAAAUAUAAAAGAUUUCAAUAUCUUUAAUAUUAAAAUAUCUUGUGUGCUUUGGUUUUGACCCAUUUAGUGUCACUGUGGAGCAAAAAAAAUUUUCAUGAAGUUUUAUGUGUAUGUUUUUUGUCAUUUUUCUAUCCCGUGAUAAAUAAAACAUUAAAAACGCCCAAUUAAAGACAUUUUAGUUUACCUCAUGCCUUUUGAACUGCUGGAUUACCUUACAGGAUUUUCUUGAAUGGGGAAAGUGUUUCCCAACAUUGUAGAUGGUCACUUUUUAAAUAACUUUUGUAGGAAGUGAAAUCUUAAUGGAAAGUAUUACAUACAACAAAUUUGACUUUUUGGAAUGUUUUUUUCUUUAGUUUUUGAUUCAUAAGAAACAUGACCACAAACAUCCAGUGACU
This is a messenger RNA of Poeciliopsis prolifica (blackstripe livebearer), 2809 nucleotides long. RefSeq names its product beta-1,3-galactosyl-O-glycosyl-glycoprotein beta-1,6-N-acetylglucosaminyltransferase-like. The record is from RefSeq and is a predicted model, not a curated record. Gene Ontology annotation, molecular function: beta-1,3-galactosyl-O-glycosyl-glycoprotein beta-1,6-N-acetylglucosaminyltransferase activity. The transcript has 6 exons. Lineage: Eukaryota; Metazoa; Chordata; Actinopteri; Cyprinodontiformes; Poeciliidae. Gene Ontology annotation, cellular component: membrane. Bases 837 to 2138 code for a protein of 433 amino acids.